This is a messenger RNA of Hibiscus syriacus, 882 nucleotides long. RefSeq names its product secretory carrier-associated membrane protein 1-like. Bases 1 to 882 code for a protein of 293 amino acids. The transcript has 12 exons. NCBI's taxonomy places the organism in Eukaryota, Viridiplantae, Streptophyta, Magnoliopsida, Malvales, Malvaceae. Gene Ontology annotation, biological process: protein transport. Gene Ontology annotation, cellular component: trans-Golgi network membrane; recycling endosome membrane. The record is from RefSeq and is a predicted model, not a curated record.
AUGGUGGCAUAUAGAGAGUGGUUAACGUUGGACUUUUGUGUUCCAGAAAAGUUUUAUGCUAACGAACGUGAACAUGGAAAUGCCUUACUUUUUAAUGGUCUCUAUAGUGUUCAGUUUUCUGCAUUGUUUUCAUUUUAUCCCCAAUUCUUAUCGGGACGCAUUUUCUCAUUAGCUUACCCUCGAUUGCUUUGUGGAACUUUUAUGGAUGGAAUGCUUGUAAACAAUGUAACUGUUUCUGAUUCAAGGCCUUCACCCCUUCCUCCUGAAUCAUAUGAGAGUGGUGCAACGAUAGAUAUUCCUCUUGAUACUCAUUCUACCAAGGAUGUCAAAGCAAAGGAGAAAGAGCUUAAAGAAAAAGAGGCUGAACUGAAAAGGCGAGAGCAGGAGUUGAAAAGGAGGGAGGAAGCAAUAGAACGAGCUGGAAUAGUGAUAGAGGUGAAAAAUUGGCCAGCAUUUUGUCCCAUUAUCCAUAAUGACAUCGCAAAUGAAAUACCAACCCACCUACAACCAACCAUAUAUGUUGCUUUCGCAACUUUGAUAGGCUUGGUUAUCUGCCUUCUGUACAAUAUAGCAGCUGCUACUGUAGCGUGGAUCAAGGGAUAUGGUUUAAUAAUUUGGCUUCUUUCCGUCAUAUAUACCUUAACCGGCAUCCCUGGAGGCUUUUACUUGUGGUAUAGUCCUCUUUAUAAGGCUGCAAGGACUGACAGUGCGUUGUGGUUUGGAUCGUUUUUCCUGGGUUACUCUCUCCAUAUGCUAUUUUGCGUUCUUGCUGCAAUUGCUCCUGAAUUCUUUUUCAGGGAAGGGUCCAUAACAGGUAUUUUGGCUGCAUUGGAUCUUUUUACACACAAUCAUGCAUUGGGGGUAAGUUCAUGGGUUCUUUAG